AGGACAAUAUUCGAAGACCCUAUGUUUUUGUCCAUAUCUUUCAAUAAAAGUAUAAUUUCUCAUCUUCUACAUAUCAAUUAUUAUGCCUCACAUGGGAUUCAAAGUCAAUAUCAAAUUUUGAAUCCAUAGCCCUGCUGUCAAGAUUACACGUGCAAUUAGCUUGCACAUGUUUCUCUCAUUUGAUGUGCUCAAAAAUUCAAUGAACAACGUGAUUUUUGUCUCCAUGUUGUGUGGAGCAAGCCAAUUAGUAGUAAUGAUCAAGACCUUAAUAUUGUUCAUAAUUUUCCUAUUUAUGUACAACGAAUUCACUCUGUAUUAUAGUUCAUUUAUAAACCAAAAACUGUUUUAUUGAUCCUAUUUAUGCAGCUAAUGAUUAUUUAAAAGGGUAUCUAUCUGCCAAAAUAAUAAUAAUAAUAAUAUCUAUACAUGCAUUUAAUGCUUGAAAAAGUGACAUGGCAAUAGAACUCUUGAAUUGAAAUAUGUUUUGAGAACUCCAAUGUGAUAGCUAUGCAUGCAAGCGUGUGUUCAAAGAAGAAAAAACAAAUGCUGAGUUGGGGUGUUCCUAUGUAAGAGACAUAGCAGUAACAAUACUGAGAUCUCCUAGAGAUCUGAAUCAAAAUCAGUUAGCCCUCAUUUAUUUUUGUUCACAUUUGAUUCCUUUUGUCUCCUAAUCCUUCAAUAUAUAUUGAACUAAUCUCAUUGGAAGGAAGGUAUAUCCAAAAACUCAUCACUUGUGUACAUAUUCAACCUUUUGAGGCCUUAUUUUCUCUUCUCUCUGAGAAAAGAUGGCGGCAGCAACUCCUUUUAGCCCAACAUCUCAUCACCAACCACGCUCGAAAAGCUUGCCAACCAGACCGCAUCCGAUCAUACUACAAUGCAACCAGCAUUUGGCUAAUCUAGAGGCUUCAGAUGCAUCUUCACCUACAUCAUCUUUGUUAAGGCACAAACUAACUGAUCUGCAAACCCUGCAUGAUUGUGUUGAAAAGUUGGUUUUGCUGCCACUUACUCAAGAAGUCCUUGUCCAAGAGCAUCAAGAAAAAUGGGUUGAUGAACUCUUGGAUGGAUCUCUAAGGCUCUUAGAUGUAUGCACUGCAGCAAAGGACGCCCUGCUACAUACAAAGGAAUGUGCACGUGAGGUUCAAUCCAUCAUCAGAAGAAAAAGGGGUGGUGAGAUGGAAGUUGCAGCUGAGGUAAGGAAAUUCUUGGCUUCUAGGAAGGUUGUAAAAAAGGCAAUCCUCAAAGCCUUGUCGAAUUUGAAGAUCACGGCAAAGAAAGGAAAAUUCUGUCCUAGCAACAAGGAUCAGCAAACUGUGUCUUUGGUUAGCCUCCUGAAAGAUGUGCAGGUUAACACGCUUUCCACAUUGGAGUCAUUGCUCAACUUUAUAUCCGGACAAACGCAAUCGAAAUCAAGUAACUGGUCCUUGGUUUCUAAGCUAAUGCUCAACAAUGCUAAGAAGAUUUCUUGCACACAAGAGGGGGAUCAGAAUGAGUUCUCCAAAGUAGAUGCUGCAUUGCAAUCCUUUGUGUUACUUACAAGCAAGCCAGACAGUAUCUCUAACUUGCAGAACCAACUGGAGAAUUUGGAGUCUGUCAUUCAAGACUUUGGAGAAGGACUAGAAACUCUUUUCAAAAGAUUUAUCAAGAUUAGAGUUUCCCUCCUCAACAUCCUGAAUCACUAGUUGUAUAAAUGAGGCACAAGUGAUUUUUUGUAAUUAUGUGAAAGAAAUGAGUUUCUAAUAUGUAGUUUUAGAUGAAAUGAAAAGCAAUUCUUUGCACAUACACUCAA
Messenger RNA from Arachis ipaensis, 1786 nucleotides. RefSeq lists its product as uncharacterized. The record is from RefSeq and is a predicted model, not a curated record. Gene Ontology annotation, biological process: shoot system development; root development. Lineage: Eukaryota; Viridiplantae; Streptophyta; Magnoliopsida; Fabales; Fabaceae.